Molecule: messenger RNA, 888 nt
Organism: Diaporthe citri
Lineage: Eukaryota; Fungi; Ascomycota; Sordariomycetes; Diaporthales; Diaporthaceae
Exons: 2
Coding region: 1-888 (295 amino acids)
Source: RefSeq, a predicted model, not a curated record
AUGUCGUCUCCAGCGGUACCCACCAGGGUCUACAGGUCGCCUGACUCCAGCACAGGGACCGUGACUUCUUGGAUCCCUUUCAACACUCCCUACAGUAUGCAUGUGGAGGACUGCACUUCUGCGUUCUGGCGUUGGGCUUCUGACUCGGAACUUGUCGCUUGGGACCCCGGGUACGGCAUCAGCGUCAACCGCAACUUGCGCUGCGUGCCGCAGGCGGUUACUACGUGGUGGGCGCAAGACUGGCUGGGAACCAACACCGAGACUGUCGUGAGCAUCGGACCCCUCACCUGUCCCGAAGCCUUCAGACAGGUUGCUACGCACGUCGAGGACGAGACUCGCACCAGGGUGGCUUGUUGUCCAUCAGGCUUUACUUUUAACACCUGGCAAACAUACGGAACUCCGGGGCAAUGCUACAGCGGGGUCGACCCAGGCUUCACCUUCACUGUUCAGACUAGCAACGAGCGCAAGGAAUGGAGUCCCACCACACUGACCACGAACACGACCACCUCGGUAUUAGCCGCUCACAUCAACGGCUGGAUCUUCGCCGCGGAGACGGGCAGUUCUGACUCAGCCCCGGCAAAUGGCACACCUUCGUGUCCCACAGACAGCGGAUCGCUCAGCACUGGGGACACAGUUGGCAUCGGCGUCGGCGUCGGGUUGGGGGUUGUCGGCCUUGCCACCUUGGCUACAGGGAUAUUCAUGAUGCGCCGGUCGAAGAAGAUUCAACGACGGGCGCAGGUAGCCCCGAGGCUCUCUACGCAUGUAGAUACUCGGCUGAGGAGGAGUUUUGGGCCCCAUUCUGAACUAGAGAGCCACGGUGGCUAUGGUUUGGGAGUGGAGAACAGGUAUAAAGCACCCCCGAGCGAGCUUCCCAGUGUAGAUUCGUAA